CGAGCCGAGCUGGGCCCACCGGCGCUCCUCCGCGCGCGCGCGCGAUGGGCCGCGAGGCGCACAACCUCAGGCGGAGGCAGAAGCUCAUCCUCAAACACACGGGCAAGGCGUACGAACCGUGGGCGCAGCAUGGGGGCCGCUCGAGCGCCGGGGCCUGGCGGCAGGAAGGCGCCGGCUCCUGGGAGCAGGGCGCCGCGUGGCGGGCGCCUCGGAGGGCGGCCGAGGGCAGCUGGACCGGCUGGGCGGCAGGCGGGCGGACGGGCCGGGAACCGCGGCAGCGGUCCGCCGUCGGCAGCAAGCGGAGCGCGAUGCUGGAGGAUAUGAGGAGGCUCGCGUUCGGCGAGGAGACCUUGCCGAAGCAGGGCGGCCGCCCCCCCGCCGGGAAGAAGAAGAAGAAGAGCACCAGUGCGCGGCGGGCGGCGUCUGCGGCGCUGGCGGCGGCCCCCGCAGGACGCAAAACGCUAAGGCCUGUGUCGAAGGCCAGCGAGACGGAGCCAGGUCUGCGAAAGAAAGCGCCUCGCAGGUCGAAGGCCAGCGAGACAGAGCCAGGCUUGCGAAGGAAGAAAAAGAAACCGCUUUGCAAGUCGCAGACCACCAAGACCGAGCCAGUUCUGCGAAAGAGGAAGACGACGCGCAAAGCCGCGGCGAUGCAGGAACCCGAGCCCAAGCACAGCGGGCGGCCGAAGCGGGCCACGGAGGACGGCGCGGACGGCGUACCAGAGCGCCUGUCCAGGAGACAGCAGCGCGUCGCCAAGCUCCUUGAGCGCAAGAAGCAGAGACGGACCGCGUACGUCAUCAAUCCUGGCAGCGUGACGGACCGCUUCUCGCGGGGCCUCCACAACUUCUGCACGGCGAGCCCGCUGACAGGCGAGGAACAUCGGCUGCUGGCCAGCGGAGGCCUCAGCUGGCGCUGGCUCCGCGACGGGGACGAGCCUGAGCUCCUCCCCAGGCCGCCCGUGGGCGACCGCGACGCCCACCGCUCCGAGCUGGCCGCGCGGGACGCGGCCGCCGCGAGGC
Prorocentrum cordatum is the source of this 1017-nucleotide messenger RNA. Lineage: Eukaryota; Dinophyceae; Prorocentrales; Prorocentraceae. The record is from the annotation of a GenBank genome assembly.